This is a messenger RNA of Dinoponera quadriceps, 2833 nucleotides long. Its product is annotated as glutamate receptor ionotropic, NMDA 2A-like. The transcript has 9 exons. The coding region runs from base 92 to 2494 and encodes 800 amino acids. Gene Ontology annotation, molecular function: ligand-gated monoatomic ion channel activity. Gene Ontology annotation, cellular component: membrane. The record is from RefSeq and is a predicted model, not a curated record. NCBI's taxonomy places the organism in Eukaryota, Metazoa, Arthropoda, Insecta, Hymenoptera, Formicidae.
UUGACGCACCUUCUCAGCACACGUGCAACUUUGAAAGAUUUUUCAUAAAAUCUUAAUACGUCCUUCAUAAUAUUUUCCUCAAGCUGGAAUUAUGACGUCGGUUAUGCGUGGUAAAGCAAAGUCCACGCUGUUAGUAUUACUGAUGUUACACGUGACCACGAAGUCGUGCAUUUUGCCGUCGCCGUUGACGCUGCAAUUAAUACUGGAGUACGCGGAAUGGCGAUUUUGGAACCAAGUGGUCCUCUUCGGUAACGUUAGCCCGUUCAAUUGUGCGCUUAAUUACGCUCGGCCGUUGAUCGAGUGUUUCGGAGAGAAGGGUAUCAGCGUUUCGUUGCAAUCAGCGACGAAUCCAAACAUACCAGACGCGCUUACCAUCCGGACGCACCGCGUCGGAUCGAUUGUGCUGCUGGACGAACUUAAUCUGACGUCACCUGACAAUGUUAUCCAAAUGGCCUCUCAAAAGCUUUUGUUCAACUAUUACGUCUCCUGGUUCCUGGUGACCACCCGGGACACCGACUCCACCAUCGAUGCGGUUCUUCGGGAUCUCAAUAUCGGCAUCGACAGUGAUGUAGUCGUUGCCACUUCACCGUUGCCGAAUGACGCGACAGCCUGGAAAUAUGCACAGAAGUAUUGGAACAAGACAUGUUUGUCAUUUCGACGUUACGGUGAUCGCUUCGAGUUCACGGGGCCGCCCGAGCGACGCAACGUCGAGAAUGCCACUAGCAAUCUGAGCUACGUGAUCCUGGAGAACCGUACGGUCUCCUUCUACAUGGUGCACACCUACAAGAUACGCAACUCCGAUAACACGAGUCUCGUGACACGGUACCUCGGCUUCUGGAACCCGGGUGCUCACACCCUCAAGCCGCCGGUCAGCGUUAAGCUGAGAAACGACUUCAACGGCCUCCCCAUCAUCUUUGGCGUGCUGAAUGGCACGAAUGAUGGACAAACGGACGUCAUAGAGGCAGAAGCCAACGAUAUCGCGCCGCUCUUAGACUUGGCCACUUUCGUCACCAGCAAUGUGAACGCUAGCAUCGAGCUGGUGCCGUACGAGAAGCUCGGCAUACUGACCAACAAGGUGUGGAAUCACCUUCUCGGCGACGUCGUCUCGGGCACUGUCGACAUUGGCUUGGGCUACAUCACCGUCAACGAAGAGCGCCUGAGCGAGAUGACUUUCAGUUACCCUCUGAUACGUUACAUGAGGAACAUUUAUUACCAUCCGCUGGAGACCGGCACGAUGAGGGAUAUAUUUUUGCAGCCGUUCAACAACCAGCUGCUCGGCUGCGUCGCGGCGACGUGCCUCUUGUUGCUGAUCGCGAUGGCGACGGUGAUUUACGCCGCCAAGACGAUACUGCACAACGAAGACGAGAAGCACGCCGGCAUCGGCGAGGCCGCGCUCUGGUGCAUCAGCAUCAUGUGCAUGCAAGGGUCACCGUGGAUACCGCGAACUCCGUCCGGCAAGACCCUGAUGCUGUUCAGCCUGAUGUUCUCGCUCGUCAUGUACAACGCCUACGCCGGAUUCAUCACGUCUAUACUGUCGGUGCAGGCCAGUGGGAUCAGGUCGAUCACCGAUCUGCUCUUCAACAAUUUCAGGCUGGGCUACAGCGUCGCCGACGACGAGUACAUAAGAAACGUAAACGACAGUAAUCUGCGCCAGCUGUACAUAAAGGCGUUCAACAGCCGCGAGUCUCGUUUGGAGACGACGACCGGCCUCUUGAAAGCCGUCCGUGGCCGAUACGGGUUCUUCGUGAGCGCGACUCUGGCGCGACGCGCCCUCGAGACCACCCUGAUACAGGAGCGGUGCAGCCUGAAGGAGCUGCCGCUGCCGCAGACCUUCACGGUGGUGGCUCUUCCCACGGCCAACAGUUGUCCGUACCGGAAGAUCAUCAACCUCAACAUACUGCGCAUAUACGAGCGCGGCGUUCUGGACAGGAUAGCGCAGCAGAUGCUGCCGUCGAUGCCGCGUUGCGCGACCCUGACCACCUUCCACAGCGCGAGGCUCGCCGAUGUUUACUCGGCCUUCUUCAUCCUCGUGGCGGGCCUGCUCACGGCGCUCACCUUCGCCAUCCUCGAGCGGGUGUGGAAGAAGCGCCGGCAGAUGCGGGAGACGAUAGUGCGCGGCAUCCGGCAGCACCACCUCAUACCGCACCUCCACUUCCACCAGCACCACCAUCAUCGUCCUCCUCUCGGCCGGCAUCACCGGCCCGACCACCGACUCGAUCAUCGCUUCCGCGUUGACGCGACGGCCGACCCCGCGUACCUGGCCGAGCUGCGGAAGCAGGCACGCCAAGUGGCCUUCGUCGGCCUCGCGAAGGGACGGCCCGACGACAGUCCGGAGAGAGCGACGGUGGACCCGCAGGUGGAUCCUUCGCGGUUCCAGGUGCGACGACGGCCGAAGAGAGCCGUCCGGGCCACCCUCUCGGGCCUGUCCAGGCGGAAGAUCAAGCCGGCCGACAAGAGCGCGAUCACCGCGCCCGUCUUUCCGUUCUGCAAUUGAACCCCCACCGCUCGGGCAUUUCGAACGUCGACUACGAUCGAUCGUUUAGAGCGCUUGCAAGAGAUACUUACGCUUCCGGAUUUUGAGUUUUUUCCUUGCGUGCGUUCUCUCUCUCUCUCUCUCAUUCUUUCUCACUCUCUCACAACCCUGUACCUUUGCAGAGGCAGUCCGACCGCUCGGUCCGUUUACGGUAACACCCUGUACACGUGGCACUCGUGGUACGCGCGGGGGAUGCCUUUGAGCUCGUUUACGAGUUAAGAAAUCGUUUUAUCGAAACUGCGCAGCCAAUAAACAUGUGUGAUUUGUCCGACAGCAAUACAUGUAUAUGUGUAUAAUAAU